This is a messenger RNA of Chironomus riparius, 404 nucleotides long. The record is from the annotation of a GenBank genome assembly. NCBI's taxonomy places the organism in Eukaryota, Metazoa, Arthropoda, Insecta, Diptera, Chironomidae.
AGUCUUAUUUUUACUGCACUUGAAAUAACUUGUGUUUUAAAAAAAACUUUAUUUAAUGAAGAAGUCCGCACUUAUUUUAUUGAUUUUCUGUGUGACUUAUGCAGCUUCAGAUACUAGUUAUGACAUGGAUGAAGAACGGAUUUUAUGUGGAAAUAAACUGAGUACAGCUUUAAAAUUUGUAUGUUCGUCAGACACAAUGAGAAAGAUUUUGACGGAAACUUCUAAAGAAUCUUUAAACAAAUCAACUAUAUCGAGAAUAAUUGAGUGCUGUACAAAGAAAUGCCGUUUGAGGGAUUUGCUUCCAUUUUGUCCACAAGGCAAUGGCUUUGCAUCAGUCUAAUUAAUUUCUUUAACUUUUUACUGAAUGUGUAUUAAGGUGUGUAAAAUAAAAAGCAAAAGUUGAC